GUCACUCCCUCUCUCUCUCCUCCCUCUCUCUUCGGUGAGCCGCUACCGCCCUCUUACCCUCUCUCUAACUCACCGACAGGUCGGCGGCACCCCCCAAUUCGGCGAAACCCCUCCCCGCUUGCCCUCCCCGAAGACGCCCCUGAUACCCUUAGAAGGUUUCUGUCAAAACCCCACUCUCUUCCGCCGGGACCACCCGGAUUACCUAUAAUCGGAAACUUGCACCAGCUGGACACCUCCGACCUCUCAGACUACCUAUGGCGUCUUUCAAAACGUUAUGGCCCGUUAAUGUCUCUUCGCCUUGGUCAUGUCCAAACACUUGUUGUUUCUUCGGCAGACAUGGCGAAAGAGAUCUUGAAAACCAAUGAUUUGGUCUUCUGCACAAGGCCCAUUUUAACAGGCCAACAGAAGUUAUCAUACGAUAACAAAGACAUAGCUUUGUCACCUUACAACGAGUAUUGGAGACAGAUGAGAAAGAUCUGCACCCUUCAUCUGUUUUCGAUGAAACAAGUGAACUCAUUUCGUUUGGUUCGCGAACAAGAGGUGUUUGACAUGAUCGCUCGGAUGAAGACUCGAAGUUCUACGAAACAAGCUAUAAAUUUAAGUGAAGAUGUUACGAUUCUUAAUAGCAAUAUUAUUUGUAGGGUGGCUUUUGGGAAAAGACCAUCUGCAUACAAUUAUAGAAAAAAAGGGACACGAUUUGGUGAGCUUAUGUUGGAGUGUCAAGUGAUGUUUGCUUACUUCUUUUAUAGGGAUUAUUUUCCUUUAAUGGGAUGGCUUGAUAAACUCAAUGGAAGCAUUGCUAGACUCGAAAAGACCUUCAAAGGCAUGGGUGAGUUCUAUCAGGAAGUGAUUGAUGAGCAUUUGAAUCAAAACCGACCAAACAAAACGCAAGAUGAUAUGGUUGAUAUCUUGCUUAAACUCAAGCAAGAUUAUUCAAAUGAUCUCACUUUUGAUCAUGUAAAAGGGGUACUUAUGAAUAUCUUGUUAGGGGGGACCGAUACAAGUUCUUCAACAGUGGUCUGGGCGAUGACUAUGCUCAUGAAAAACCCUGAUUCUUUGAAGAAACUUCAACAAGAAGUGAGGAAUGCAGUAGGAACGAAAGGGAAAGUAGAAGAAGAUGAUCUUUAUAAGCUUGACUAUCUAAAAGCGGUAAUCAAGGAGACACUUAGACUAUACCCAGUCUUACCACUUUUAGUCCCACAUGAAUCUCGAGAUCGAUGCGUUUUAGAGGGAUACGAGAUACCAAAGAAGACUAUGGUGUAUGUGAACGCAUGGGCGGUUGGGCGAGACCCUAAAUUCUGGGAACGACCUGAAGAGUUCAAGCCAGAAAGGUUCAUGGGUAGUAAUGUUGAGUAUAAAGGGGUAGAUUUUGAAUGGAUCCCGUUUGGUUCGGGUCGGAGAGGUUGUCCAGGGAUGUUGUUGGGAGCUACGGCGGUGGAGAUGGCUCUUUCGAAUCUUGUUUAUUCGUUUAAUUGGGAAUUGCCAGAAGGGACUAAAGACAUUGACACUUUGAAGACUGAGGGGACCGUAAUGUUUAAGAAGAAUGUGCUUCUACUAGUCGCUAAAGUCCCCGAUAAUGGCUGCAAGAGUUUACUAAAUCUCAACGAGGCCAAGUGAUUACCUACCUUGGAUAUACAGCACUCUAAAACAAGUGUUCUUUAUCUUAUUCUGGUUUGUACGUCCUUGUGUGGUGUUAUGUAGUAAUAAAA
Molecule: messenger RNA, 1709 nt
Organism: Helianthus annuus (common sunflower)
Lineage: Eukaryota; Viridiplantae; Streptophyta; Magnoliopsida; Asterales; Asteraceae
Product: cytochrome P450 71A1
Exons: 2
Molecular function (GO): iron ion binding; oxidoreductase activity, acting on paired donors, with incorporation or reduction of molecular oxygen; monooxygenase activity
Source: RefSeq, a predicted model, not a curated record